Molecule: messenger RNA, 1730 nt
Organism: Ascoidea rubescens DSM 1968
Lineage: Eukaryota; Fungi; Ascomycota; Saccharomycetes; Ascoideales; Ascoideaceae
Exons: 1
Coding region: 457-1695 (412 amino acids)
Source: RefSeq, a predicted model, not a curated record
AACUAUCCUAGUACUCUGAUGGUAUCUGAUAAUCGUGCUAUUUAUUAUGCUACUGACUAUUUUGGUAUUGCUGAAGAUCUGAAUCAACCGAUUGGGGUUGUUUUGUAAAGCGUUGCAUCUGGAGCCAACCUCCAAUGCUUGGUCUUAUCAUCUACAAUUGACUGAAAGAAGUCGUAACAAUGGAUUUAACAAGCUGUUCUAUUGCAGUUUGAGUUGAUCAGGAAUAUCGAAUUACACAGUUAUGAAUGUUUAAAACAAAGUUGGAACUAUAGGUGAUUUUUUAUCUGUUGGAAAUUUCUUUGCUUUUGGUGCACAAAAACCCCAACGUUAUAUGGUUUCUUGAUCAAAACAUAUAAAUUUACUCUCAGGUAUCUGGUUUUUUAUAGAAUGUGUUGUUAAUCAGGAGGAAUCACAACUGGCUUUAUAAUAUCAAAUAAUACAUAUAGCAAUCUAUACAUGGCUUCGCUACCAAAACAACUUCAGUCUAAAUUUAUAGAUAACGACGAUGGAUAUACUUUGGACAAGACAAAGAUAAUUAAUAAUGGCGACGAUAGUAUUAUGGAUAGUAUGAAUGAUGUGGGUAAUAUGAGUAAUAAAAUAAAUCCUACUACUACAGACUUGAAUGAUUUAAUAGGAAAUUCCAAUUUAAAUCAUGCUUCUGUUCCUAGAUAUUCAACUACCAAACCACUAAACUUUUAUUCUCAACAAUUUAUUGAUUCUCAAAGUUUAGAUCCUCAUUUUCAAACGAUUUAUAAUAAUUAUACUUAUUUUCCGGAUGGUAUUGAUAAUCAAUUGGAUAAUUAUAAUCGCAACAGUGCUCAGAGUUUUAAUGAUAAAUACAGUUUUAAUUAUUCUACUGCUCCCAAUAUUUCUGAUGCCAUUGCUUGUGAUAAUAGUAACAACUAUGUUAGUGGUGAUUAUUAUGAUAAUUAUGAUAAUACUGAUAUCUAUAACAAUGAUGGUCAUAUUAAUGGGCUUUACAAUUAUAAUGAUGCCUUAUAUAAAACAAGUGACGAACAAAUAAAGGAGGUGGUAAUGAGUAGCAUUCAAAUGGCAUAUGAUAAUGAUGCUGCUUUAACAUCUGAAUUUUCUCUGUAUCAAUAUUCAUAUUGUGGAAUAAAUAAUCCAAAUAAUCCUAUCUAUGUUGAUACUAACAACAAAGGAAUCUGCGGUGAUCAAAUAGAUCAACACUUAGAUAUUAAUAACCUAAACACUGGAAAUUACAUUGGCCUUUGUAAAAACAGCAAUAUAACCGGUGACGAAGCUCUCAAGAAUAAUUUUAAAUUUCAAUUUGACAUUAUUGAGGAUCAAAACGGAAAUAUAAGUUAUGGUGAUUUAUUGUCAUCAAGUCAAAUGGAGAAGAGUCCUUUUGAAUCUGAGCUAGAUAAUUUUGUUGAUACAUAUCCUUACUCAAAUAGUAAAGACUGGAUUGACAAUCCUAAUAAUGAUGGUUCUAUUUAUGCAGGUUACGAUGACGCUAAUGAUAGAUGUAAUUGCAAUGAAAUAAAACAUGGAAAUAAAUACGUAACAGACAUGCAAACAACAGAAUCAUUUCAAAAUAAGCAAAUCAAUGAAGAAGUUAACAACAGCAAAAAGGACGUCAGCUAUUCUGACUUUGCAUCGACAUGUUUGAAUUCAGAUAGAGACUUGGAAGAGGCUCUCAUGAGCAUGGGAAAUAGGCAGAUAUAUAGUUAGGGCUUUCAGCAUGAAGACCAAAAGAACAAUAUCAC